This is a messenger RNA of Stylophora pistillata, 1963 nucleotides long. Its product is annotated as neuronal calcium sensor 1. Gene Ontology annotation, molecular function: calcium ion binding. Lineage: Eukaryota; Metazoa; Cnidaria; Anthozoa; Scleractinia; Pocilloporidae. The record is from RefSeq and is a predicted model, not a curated record.
AAUCUAAGCUAAGAUGGCGGUCAAUUUGUGGAGUUGUGGUUUUCAGGUGAUAAAGAUAUGCUGCUAGCUUGAUUGAAUUACUGUUCUUGUCAUCAUGGGGCACAAAGGGAGUAAGCUAACUCAGCAAGAGAUGCGAGAGCUGCUUAAGUGCACUUACUUCGAUAAAAAGGAAUUACAAAAGUGGUAUCGAGACUUCAUGAAAGAUUGCCCCUCCGGUGAGCUUAGACAAGAGGAGUUUCAAAAAAUCUACCAGCAGUUUUUUCCAUUUGGUGAUCCAUCAAAGUUUGCAGCCUUUGUAUUUAAAGUUUUUGACAAAAACUCUGAUGGAUCAAUUAACUUCACUGAGUUUAUAACUGCCUUAUCAAUUACUUCCCGAGGAAGUUUGGAUGAGAAAUUAGAGUGGGCAUUUAGUCUUUAUGACCUUGACAAAGAUGGAUACAUCACACGAGAUGAAAUGCUAAAGAUUGUGGAAGCAAUCUACUCUAUGGUGGGUAAUAUUAUAGAUUUGCCAAAAGAUGAAGAUACGCCAGAAAAAAGAGUAACCAAGAUUUUCAAACAAAUGGACAAGAACAAAGAUGGCAAGUUAACAAUGGAGGAGUUUCGUGAAGGUUCCAAGUGUGACCCUUGGAUAGUGCAGGCCCUAGCUAUUGAUCUACCACAGGAGGAUCCCUCACAAGCUGAUGAAGACUGAACCACAAAUCAAUUCCUUAGAAAGUGUGAUCUACACUUACAUGUGCAUGUAGCUAGCAGCAGUUAAUCCUCAAAUUAUCCUACAGAUAGCCUCACAACUUUCAUUGAACAGGUCAACAUUUUUCAUUAAUUUGCUAGGCUUUUAUUUUUCACAUUUCAUGGUCUCUCUAGGGAGCUGCUCUUCUGAAGUUUGACCCAUAAAGGUAAAGAAUUCUCAAUAACAGUUGAGAAGUUAUUCUCACAGCGCAGUGAAUUUUAACAUGAAAUUGCAAGGAAAAGGAAUAUAUGCUGAAUAGAGUACAGAAUGGGAACAAGAUGGGAAUAGAUUUAGCUUAUAAAUAAUUGCAUCACUGCAAUGGAGGGUUUUCUUGUUCAUGGAGGUAGAGGAUUAUUACCAAGGAUAUGCCUUAUCAUCUAUGGAGAGAUAAAGUAUUGAUUUUAUAGCUUUCACUGAUCAGUGGAACAUGUAGCUUAUCAUGGUGUACUUGAUGUUAUCUAGCACAUAUAAGAGGCACUGUUGAAUACUUGUAUCUAGGAGACCAAAAAUGUUGGUUGAAGUGUCUCCAAGCCCGCCUCAUAUCUGUGUUGAAGUUUUAACCUUUAAGUGAUCUUUGCAAUGUGCAAAUUUUUGUUAAAAAUUAGAAUGUAAAUGGACAUUUAUCACAACAAUGCAAACACUCGUUUUUUUGCUUAUGCUAGAGUUGUAAAAUAUUCAUUAAGUAAGGUGUGAAAUAAUUUAUUAUUUGUGAUUUGGUUCUUGUUAACAGGUGUAUAUGAUCUUUUGUAUCUGUUAGUGACUAUUUAAAGAGUGUGUAUAAAAAUUUUAAAUGUUUGAAAGUAUGAAAUGAUGUAGGUCUCAAAUUUUCUCUUGGUAUAGUUUAAUGUAGAGCCCUUUGCAGUUGUUAUAAAUAUCUCUGUGUUAGGUCCUACAGUGUGACGUAGUGCAACACUUGGAAUAGUUAUUGCAGAGAGCCAAGAUAACAUUUUCAAGGAGAAAUUGAUUUUCUAUCAUUAAAUGGGUGUUAAACAAGUACCAGUUGGUAAUGACAUUUUAAAUAGUUAUUUCAUGGGAAACACUUUGUCUAUUAUAAAUUUAUCUACAUUGAAAGAUGCAAACUCUUGUUAUGGCUUCAAUUAAAUAAGAUGGAUGAUACCAAUGUGGCUUCACCAAUAAUUCAGAAUUGAUCAGGUGAUUAUCAGAGUAAAUUAAAAAUGUAGCUGUUAGUUUGCGUCUUCACGUUCAUCUUGUCACACAUUAAAAAACAGAGAAGUG